Molecule: messenger RNA, 1625 nt
Organism: Scophthalmus maximus (turbot)
Lineage: Eukaryota; Metazoa; Chordata; Actinopteri; Pleuronectiformes; Scophthalmidae
Gene: dio3a
Product: iodothyronine deiodinase 3a
Exons: 1
Molecular function (GO): thyroxine 5'-deiodinase activity
Source: RefSeq, a predicted model, not a curated record
AAUCAUCUUUUACAGUCUGCUUGACGAGCGGCGCACUGCCGUGGUGCACCCUCGGCCUUUGGCUGUGGCUCAAAGCCGUGGAGUUGACAGAAGGUAAUCCCCACCAUGUGAGGCCUCGGCCCCAGUUUGGAGGCGGGGUGUGAUUCACUCAAAUCUGCCGGCGCUAUAAAAAGAGGGGGAAGUUGCAAGUUGCCCAACUUAAACCCACACGAUCGUGCACAGUGCGAGCGCGCCGGGGUGUCCCUCUGGCCACCAUGAGCACUGUGAAAGCCAUCAAAAACGCCAUAGUCUGCCUCGCCCUGCUGCCGCGCUUCCUGGCGGCGGCGGUCAUGUUCUGGCUGCUCGACUUCAUUUGCAUCAGGAAAAGGGUUUUCUUCAGGAUGCGGCAGCAGGGGGGCGACGCCGUCGACCCCCCCCUCUGCGUGUCGGACUCCAACCGCCUGUUCAGCCUCGAGUCCCUCAAGGCGGUGUGGCACGGCCACAAGCUGGACUUCCUGAAGGCGGCGCGCCUCGGACGCGCGGCGCCCAACACCGACGUCGUGCAGCUGGAGGACCAGCGGCGCGGCCGCAUCCUCGACCACGCGAAGGGCGAGCGGCCGCUCGUGCUCAACUUCGGCAGCUGCACCUGACCGCCGUUCAUGGCGCGCCUCCAGGCGUUCCGCGCGGUCGUGCGGCGCCACGGCGACAUCGCGGACUCCGUGGUGGUGUACAUCGAGGAGGCGCACCCCUCCGACGGCUGGACGAGCACCGACGCGCCCUACCAGAUCCCCAGGCACCGCUGUCUGGAGGACCGGCUGCGCGCCGCGCAGCUGAUGCGCCUGGAGGUGCCCGGCUGCCCGGUGGUCGUGGACAGCAUGGAGAACUCCUCCAACGCCGCGUACGGAGCUUACUUCGACCGACUCUACAUCCUGCAGGGGGGGAAGAUAGUGUACCAGGGCGGCAGAGGACCCGAGGGCUAUCGGAUCUCGGAGCUCCGAGACUGGCUGGAUCGAUACCGAGCGAGCCUGGACCAGUCCAAUAAUCUAGUUAUUCACGUUUAGACCAUAACGUUCAUCUUUCUACACAUGCUGUGACGAAAACAAAACAGUGCUGCAGAUCCUUUUUGUUGUUGUUGUUGUUGUUGUUUCAGUUUAUAACUCCAGUUAGAUAGAUAGUGUCCUUCGUUAAUGGUUUAAGUGUAUUUAUUUUUGAUACGUUGGAUCAAAGUCAUUUGUUCAACAGUGUAGGAUGUUCUACCGUAGCCUCCUUCGUAUUAGACAUGCAUCCUGUGUUAGGGUCUAGUUUGAAAAAAAGAGGUUUGAUCAGACAAUUGUUUGUCUGUGAACAAAAGUGUGUGUGUGUGUGUGUGUGUGUGUGUGUCCAAAGUUCUGUUUCCAUUUCUCCUCCGUGUGUAAAUGCGCCUUUAACGGGUCCGUCGGGGUCGUGAGCAUUGCGCAUCACUGCGCUCGUCAGUAUUGUUGUGAAGUUCGGUUUUUAAACGGGAUGACUCCUGAGAACCGAUACUGAUGUUUUGUUCAUAUUGGAGAUCACGGUGACGCUGCUGCUCUCUGCCCUGCACCGACUGUUUUGUAAAUAUUGUUCCGUUUUAUGGAUAUAUUUUUCAUACAAUAAAAUUCUUUCAUCUA